This is a messenger RNA of Suncus etruscus (white-toothed pygmy shrew), 1526 nucleotides long. RefSeq names its product dual specificity phosphatase 4 (gene DUSP4). Gene Ontology annotation, molecular function: protein tyrosine/threonine phosphatase activity; MAP kinase tyrosine/serine/threonine phosphatase activity. NCBI's taxonomy places the organism in Eukaryota, Metazoa, Chordata, Mammalia, Eulipotyphla, Soricidae. Gene Ontology annotation, biological process: endoderm formation; negative regulation of MAPK cascade; protein dephosphorylation. Gene Ontology annotation, cellular component: cytoplasm; nucleus. The record is from RefSeq and is a predicted model, not a curated record.
CACACCAUCGAAGGGACUCGGCGCCCCUAAAGCGCACUCGGGGCCGCCGCUCCCUCCGCUCCCGCGCAGCGAGCGGGGGGUCCCCGUGGCUGGCGCCCGAGGCCGCUCCGGCUGCUAUGUAAGCCAGCGCCAGCCUGCGGGAGGCAGGGAGACUCGGGAGAAGAGGUUCGCGCGUGGGAGCCCCCCAAAACCUCCAGGGGCCAAGUUUGCGGUACUUCUCGCUCGCGCGCCCUCCCCGAACCCCUUGGUUCGCGUGGCUGGCCCGGGCCGUGCUCCGUCUGUCUGCUCGCGUGCCCACCGGCGGCCGCGCUUCCCGGCGAUCAUGGUGACGGUGGACGAGCUGCGCGAGAUGGACUGCAGCGUGCUCAAAAGGCUCAUGAACCGGGACGAGAGCGGCAGCGGGAACCACGGCGCCCUGGGGCUGCUGAGCGGCGGCAAGUGCCUGCUGUUGGACUGCAGACCGUUCCUGGCGCACAGCGCGGGCUACAUCCGAGGCUCCGUGAACGUGCGCUGCAACACCAUCGUGCGGCGGCGGGCCAAGGGCUCCGUGAGCCUGGAGCAGAUCCUGCCGGCCGAAGAGGAGGUGCGGGCUCGCCUGCGCUCCGGCCUCUACUCGGCCGUCAUCGUGUACGACGAGCGCAGCCCGCGCGCUGACAGCCUCCGCGAGGACAGCACCGUGUCGCUGGUCGUGCAGGCGCUGCGCCGCAACGCCGAGCGCACCGACAUCUGCCUGCUCAAAGGUGGCUAUGAGAGAUUUUCCUCGGAAUAUCCAGAAUUUUGUUCCAAAACUAAGGCCCUGGCGGCCAUCCCCCCCGCGGCGCCCCCCAGCACCGCGGAGCCUCUGGAUCUGGGCUGUGGCUCUUGCGGAACCCCUCUGCAUGACCAGGGGGGUCCUGUGGAGAUCCUCCCCUUCCUCUACCUUGGCAGCGCCUACCACGCAGCCCGCAGGGACAUGCUGGACACCCUGGGCAUCACGGCCUUGUUGAACGUCUCCUCUGACUGCCCCAACCACUUCGAAGGGCACUACCAAUACAAGUGCAUCCCAGUGGAAGACAACCACAAGGCGGACAUCAGCUCCUGGUUCAUGGAGGCCAUUGAGUACAUCGAUGCCGUGAAGGACUGUCGCGGGCGGGUGCUGGUGCACUGCCAGGCGGGCAUCUCGCGCUCGGCCACCAUCUGCCUGGCGUACCUGAUGAUGAAGAAGCGCGUGCGUCUGGAGGAGGCCUUCGAGUUCGUCAAGCAACGGCGCAGCAUUAUCUCGCCCAACUUCAGCUUCAUGGGGCAGCUGCUGCAGUUCGAGUCGCAGGUGCUGGCCACGUCGUGCGCCGCGGAGGCCGCCAGCCCCUCGGGGCCCCUGCGCGAGCGUGGCAAGGCGACGCCCACUCCCACCUCGCAGUUCGUCUUCAGCUUCCCGGUGUCCGUGGGGGUGCACGCGGCGCCCAGCAGCCUGCCCUACCUGCACAGCCCCAUCACCACCUCCCCCAGCUGUUAGAGAGCCGCUCCCCACGUCCCCCCCACUGCAAACC